AUGAGCUCCUUAAAAUUCGUGGUGUCCUCUCUGGACGCCAUUGCAACCUCCAAAGAUGCCCAGCGAAAUAAGCAGCUGGCCGACUUGACCAAGACAGCGCUCGAUGCCAUCAAAGAGCAGGAUCAGCUGCCUGAUCCCGAGAUCGUUUUCGCGCCACUUCAGCUCGCAACCAAGACCAACAGCCCGCAGCUCACAACCACAGCCCUCGACUGCAUUGGAAAGCUGAUAUCGUAUUCAUACUUCUCUUUCCAUAACAAGGAUGAAGCGCAUAAAGAAGGUGCUGAGCCGGCAUCCCCGCUAAUUGAACGAGCCAUCGAUACCAUAUGCGACUGUUUCCAAGGCGAGACCACGGCCGUCGAGGUCCAGCUGCAGAUCGUCAAGUCGCUUCUGGCAGCCGUCUUGAAUGAUAAAAUCGUUGUUCACGGAGCAGGUCUGCUGAAAGCUGUGCGCCAAGUCUACAAUGUCUUCCUGCUCUCUCGGAGCACGGCCAACCAGCAGGUUGCGCAAGGCACCCUGACACAAAUGGUUGGCACCGUCUUUGAGCGAGUAAAGACCAGACUCCACAUGAAGGAAACCAGAUUGAGCCUGAACAAUCUUAACCACGGCGCAAGCAAUGUUACCUUUGAGCAAUCCGAGGUUGCCAACGGUACCCAGCACAGCGACGACGGCGAAGAUGCCUCAACUGCACCACCUGAAAGCAGCGAUGGCCCGGAAGAGCCGGUCAGUGCCGCCAAACUCACGCUCAAAGAUCUUGAGCACCGCAAGAGUUUCGACGAUUCCACCCUCGGCGAUGGACCUACAAUGGUUACGCGACUCAAGUCGGACAAAAAAGACGAAAGCGACGUGUCCGUGUCGGGCCAGUCUCUCCCACAAGAAGAUAGCGAUGCACUAGACGCCGAGGACGAGGUGUACAUCCGAGAUGCCUACCUCGUGUUUCGGUCUUUCUGCAAUUUGUCGACCAAGGUUCUGCCCCCGGACCAGCUAUUCGACCUGCGAGGCCAGCCAAUGCGUUCCAAGCUGGUCUCUCUACACCUCAUCCACACCCUCCUCAAUAAUAACAUUGCCGUCUUUACUUCGCCUCUCUGUACUAUUACGAGCUCCAAGAGCAACGAGCCCACCACCUUUCUUCAAGCCAUUAAAUUCUAUCUUUGCCUUAGCAUUACACGCAAUGGAGCCAGUUCGGUGGAUAGAAUCUUUGAUAUCUGCUGUGAGAUUUUUUGGCUCAUGCUGAAGUACAUGCGCCCCUCGUUCAAGAAAGAAAUCGAGGUCAUUCUAAACGAGAUUUAUUUGGCCCUCUUGUCCCAAAAGAAUGCGCCCUUGACGCAGAAGCUGUAUUUCGUUUCCAUUCUGAACCGCCUUUGCGCAGAUCCUCGAGCAUUGGUUGAAACCUAUCUCAACUACGAUUGCGAUCAGUCAGUAGAGAACAUCUUCCAGACGGUCAUUGAAGACCUGUCCAGAUUGGCGACGGCGCCUGUCGCCAUUACUUCCAUUCAUGAGCAGGCGUACGAGGAGCAGAGGGCGAAAACUACACCAGCCAGCGAGUGGCAGCUCAAGGGUAUCCUGCCCCCUUCUCUUACUGUUGCACAGAUUAUUCCGUCACAAGAAGGCGAGGCCGACUAUCCCAAGGAAUAUGCAAUCAAACGUCUGUCACUAGAGGCUCUUGUUGAGACCCUUCGCUCUUUGGUCAACUGGUCCGCCUCCGUACGCUCGGAGGGCGAAAAUCUCCGUCCGGAUGGAGAUACCAGGGCCUCUUUUGACGAGCUGCGGCCGUCUAUCGACCCCACUACAAGCGAAAAUGCAUCUCGCCUCGAUACCCCUCUACCACCCUCGACCCCUGUAUUUGAAGAUGACCCGGAUCAUCUAAGCAAAGAGAAAGCCAGGAAAACGGCCCUCAUGAAGGGAAUUAGGCAGUUCAACUUUAAGCCCAAACGCGGUAUUGAAAUGCUUAUUCGCGAUGGGUUCAUUGCGAGCGACACGCCUCAGGACAUUGCCACCUUCUUGUUGAAUGAGGACAAGCUGGACAAAGCACAGAUUGGCGAGUAUCUUGGUGAAGGAGACCAAAAAAACAUUGACACCAUGCACGCGUUUGUGGACUCGAUGGACUUCACCAAAAAGCGGUUUGUCGAUGCUCUUCGUCAUUUCUUGCAGUCGUUCCGUCUACCAGGAGAAGCGCAGAAGAUUGAUCGAUUCAUGCUUAAGUUUGCUGAGCGUUAUGUCCUUGGCAAUCCUAACGCCUUUGCUAAUGCUGACACGGCAUAUGUGCUGGCAUACUCUGUCAUCUUGCUGAAUACGGAUUUGCACAGCAGCAAGAUUGCCAAAAGAAUGACCAAGGAAGAAUUUAUACGAAACAAUGCGGGCAUCAAUGACAAUGCCGAUUUGCCUCACGAUUAUCAAAUCACCAUCUACGAGGAAAUCGCCAGCAAUGAAAUCGUUUUGAAGAGUGAGCGUGACAUUGCAGCAGCCGCCGGUAAUCUUCCUCCUCAGCCUAGUGGCCUGGCCGCAGGCUUGGGGCAGGCGUUCUCGAAUGUUGGACGUGACUUGCAACGAGAGGCUUAUAUGCAGCAAUCAGAAGAGAUUUCGCUGCGCUCAGAACAGCUUUUCAAGAACUUGUUCAAGAGUCAGCGACGAAACGCCUCCAAGACGGCGCCAAAGUACAUUGAGGCAACGUCUUUCAAGCAUGUAGAAGCUAUGUUUGACAUCACAUGGAUGUCCAUCUUCUCUGCGCUCUCAGGGCAAAUGCAAAAGGCGCACAACCUCGAGGUUAAUAAGUUGUGCUUGGAGGGCAUGCGGCUGGCAACCCAAAUUGCUUGCCUCUUCCAUCAGUCAACGCCUCGAGAAGCCUUCAUUUCCGCACUCCGAAAUGCCACAAACUUGAAUAAUCCUCAAGAGAUGCAGGCUAAGAACAUUGAGGCGCUGAAGGUGAUACUGGAUCUCGCUCAAACAGAGGGCAAUGUUCUCCAGGAGUCGUGGAAGGAUAUCCUCAUGUGCAUUAGUCAAUUGGAUCGCCUGCAGCUGAUCUCUGGCGGUGUCGACGAGAGCGCCAUUCCGGACGUUUCCCAGGCGCGCUUUAUCCCCCCUUCGCGAUCUGGGACAUCGGAAUCUCGCUCUUCCAUGCAGUUAAAAAAUCGACCGCGGCAGAGGUCUGCUACUGGACCCCGGGGCUUCUCUAACGAGAUUGCACUCGAGAGCCGCUCUGAUGAGCUUAUCCGAAGCGUAGACCGAAUUUUCUCCAACACUGCGAACCUCUCGGGUGAAGCUAUGGUUUACUUUGCCAAGGCUCUGACCGAGGUUAGCUGGGAUGAAAUCAAAGUCUCUGGCUCAAACGAUUCGCCUCGCACAUACAGUCUGCAAAAGAUUGUCGAGAUUAGCUACUACAACAUGAAUCGUGUGAGAUUUGAAUGGAGCAACAUCUGGGUCGUUCUCGGCGAGCAUUUCAACCAAGUUGGCUGCCACAACAACAUGAACAUUGUAUUCUUUGCUUUGGACUCUUUGCGUCAGCUGUCGAUGCGAUUUAUGGAAAUUGAAGAGCUGGCGGGUUUCAAGUUCCAAAAGGACUUCCUUAAGCCGUUUGAGCAUGUCUUGUCGAACUCUCACAACAUCACCGUCAAAGACAUGGUACUGCGAUGCCUCAUUCAGAUGAUCCAAGCUCGAGGAGACAAUAUUCGCUCUGGUUGGAGGACCAUGUUUGGCGUUUUCACAGUUGCCGCACGAGAGCCGUACGAGAGCAUUGUCAACCUUGCCUAUGAAAACGUCAAUCAGGUUUACAAGGAGAAAUUCGGUGUCGUUAUUUCUCAGGGAGCUUUCACGGAUCUUAUCGUUUGUCUGACUGAGUUUUCAAAGAACCUCAAGUUCCAGAAAAAGAGCCUGGGUGCCCUGGAGCUGCUCAAAUCGAUUAUUCCAACAAUGCUUAAAACUCCAGAAUGCCCGCUAUCCCAUGAACCGUGGAAUGCUUCCAGGGCUGAAAACGGUGAUCCACCUCCAAGUAUCAAAAAGGUGCAGACAAAGACGUCAAUGGAAGAGGGCUACUGGUUCCCCGUGCUUUUUGCUUUCCAUGACGUGCUGAUGACCGGUGAAGACCUCGAGGUUCGGUCAAAUGCCCUAGAGUACUUCUUUGCCGCACUCCUCAAGUACGGAGGCGGCUUUACCCAAGCAUUCUGGGACAUUCUCUGGAGACAGCAGCUCUACCCCAUCUUUAUGGUCUUGCGAUCGCGGCCGGAGAUGACCAAUGUUCUGAACCACGAGGAGUUAUCAGUCUGGCUGUCAACUACCAUGAUUCAAGCCUUGCGCAACAUGAUUACACUAUUUACUCACUAUUUUGACGCCCUCGAAUACAUGCUGGACAGAUUCCUGGAGCUGCUAGCUUUGUGCAUAUGUCAAGAAAAUGAUACGAUAUCUCGAAUUGGCAGCAACUGCUUGCAGCAGCUGAUAUUGAAAAAUGUGACGAAAUUUAGCCUGGUACAUUGGACAAAGAUUGUUGGGGCGUUUUGCGAGCUUUUCGACCGAACAACAGCAUAUCAGCUAUUCACCGCGGCAAAUAUGGAGGCAUCUACUUCUUUCCCGCUAUCAUCGUCCAACGGACUUGAAUUUACUUCGCCUCUCAGCCCAACUAUAGCCGAGACCCCUGCUGCAGACGAAAAGUCUCUCAAGAUCAACGGUGAUGAGAAUAGUGCUGCAUCCGAUACCGAAUCUAUCCAUCAUCCGACACUGCACAAGCUGGAUGAUGAUGAGUCGCGGACACCGACGGCAAACACUAACGGGCAGCAGCUGGAGGAAUUCAAGCCAACUUCCACUCUUCAGCAACAACCUGUCGUUGUGACUGCAGCCCGCCGGCGAUUCUUCAACCGCAUCAUUUCUCGCUGCGUCCUUCAGCUGCUCAUGAUUGAGACGGUCAACGAGCUCUUUAGCAAUGACACCGUGUACACCAACAUCCCCUCCUCUGAGCUCCUACGACUCAUGGCUCUUUUGAAGCGCUCCUUCCAGUUUGCACGCCGCUUCAACGAGGAUAAAGAGCUUCGGAUGAGGCUGUGGCGCGAGGGCUUUAUGAAGCAGCCGCCCAACUUGUUGAAGCAGGAAAGCGGUGCUGCGGCGACGUACGUCUCUAUCCUGUUCAGGAUGUUUGGAGACGAUGCGCCGGAGCGACUGAAGAGCAGACCUGACAUCGAAGCUGCCCUCGUACCACUCUGCGAGGACAUCAUCACGGGAUACUCCAUGUUGGUAGAAGAGAGCCAGCAGAGGAACAUUAUUGCGUGGAGACCAGUCGUCGUCGACGUGCUGGAGGGAUACGCCACUUUCCCUGAAGAUGCCUUCAAAACUCACCUGCCCUCCUUUUACCCGCUGGCCAUUGACCUGCUUCAGAAGGACUUGACGGCGGAUCUGCGCGGUGCGCUGCUGCUCGUCUUGCGGAGAGUCGGCGAGGUGUCUCUCGGGAUUGAAGGGAUGACAAAGGUUGGGGACAAGAGGAGAGAUAGUUUGGCCAGCGCUAAUGCUGAGGAGGUUUCAGGCGGGUCGGAGGCUGCUGCACGAAAGAUGCUAUGA
Messenger RNA from Trichoderma harzianum CBS 226.95, 5535 nucleotides. RefSeq lists its product as hypothetical. NCBI's taxonomy places the organism in Eukaryota, Fungi, Ascomycota, Sordariomycetes, Hypocreales, Hypocreaceae. Gene Ontology annotation, molecular function: guanyl-nucleotide exchange factor activity. The record is from RefSeq and is a predicted model, not a curated record. The transcript has 2 exons. Bases 1 to 5535 code for a protein of 1844 amino acids. Gene Ontology annotation, biological process: regulation of ARF protein signal transduction.